AUGGAACUUCUCUCCACAAAUGGCAAAUUCUUCCCUAACUACAAGUGUGAUUCCCGGGAAAAUCUGAUAGCAGUCAUUGGGGGACCUAAUUCUGAUGUUGAUCUCAACAUGUCAAUCAUACUGUGUAUCUACAAGAUUCCUCAGCUCCCAUAUGGCUCUGCUGUUGUGAUGGAUGACAAAAACCAAGGAGUUUUCUUCCACCAGAUGUUCCCAAAUGUGGAUCACCAAUAUAGGGGGAUGCUGCAAUUACUGCUUCAUUUCAGCUGGACAUGGAUUGGAGUGCUUUAUCUGGAUGAUGGCAAUGGAAAGAGAUUUCUGCAGAAUGUGCUUCCAAAGUUUUUUCUGAAUGGCAUCUGCUUUGACUUCAUAGAAAAUAUCCCAGAACCAACUUUUUCCAGUGGAGCCCAUGCAAUGGUGGAAGAUGUUAUUGAAACGUUAAAGGUUAUUAUGAUUAGCACUGCCAAUGCAUUGAUUGUACAUGGUGAAAUUCAGACCAUGGUUUAUGUGAGAACAUCAAUCUGCUUCUCAGCAUAUCUAAAUAUACCAAUGAAAACAAAGGUCUGGAUUAUGACAGCCCAGAUGGAUUUCACGUCAUCUUCCAUUCCAAUAAAUUGUGAUAUAGAGUUCAUCCAUGGAGCUAUAUCAUUUGCAAUGAAUUCAAAAGAGCUGCUGGGAUUCCAGAAAUUCCUUCAAAUAAGAAAUCCAACCUUGACCAAAGGAAAUUACUUUAUUAGAGCCUUCUGGGAACAUGCAUUUAACUGUUCAUUCUCAAGCCCUGCGGUAGGCAACAUAGCUAGGAAAAUCUGCACUGGGGAGGAGAAGCUGGAGACUCUCCCUGCAUCAGUUUUUGAAAUGAGCAUGACUGGCCACAGCUAUAGUAUUUACAAUGCUGUCUAUGCUGUGGCACAUGCUCUACAUGCCAUUGAUUUAUUCAAAUCCAAGCACAGAGGAAGGGCAAAUGAAGGGAGAUGGACAUUUCUGAAUCAACAACCAUGGCAGGUAAUGUCCUCAGUAGAUUAA
Messenger RNA from Rhineura floridana, 1020 nucleotides. Its product is annotated as vomeronasal type-2 receptor 26-like. The coding region runs from base 1 to 1020 and encodes 339 amino acids. Gene Ontology annotation, biological process: G protein-coupled receptor signaling pathway. Gene Ontology annotation, cellular component: membrane. The record is from RefSeq and is a predicted model, not a curated record. Gene Ontology annotation, molecular function: G protein-coupled receptor activity. The transcript is spliced from 2 exons. NCBI's taxonomy places the organism in Eukaryota, Metazoa, Chordata, Lepidosauria, Squamata, Rhineuridae.